This is a messenger RNA of Paramacrobiotus metropolitanus, 2393 nucleotides long. RefSeq lists its product as uncharacterized. The record is from RefSeq and is a predicted model, not a curated record. Bases 115 to 963 code for a protein of 282 amino acids. The transcript has 5 exons. Lineage: Eukaryota; Metazoa; Tardigrada; Eutardigrada; Parachela; Macrobiotidae.
CAAAUUUCUGGUGGAUAUAACCAGCGAUACAGGCUUUUUAAUCCGGGGAUACGUCUGCGACUUGAAAGACGGGCACUUGUCCGUGAAGACCAAUGUCUGGGACGCAACCGGCUUAUGGAUCCCGUUCGACCGCCUGUUCGUACAAACAGGGGAUUCUGCAUCAAUGCUGCACGGAGCAUCGGUUGCUGGAUGAUCCGGCGCCGCAGCGUGGCACUGAUCAGCCUUGGUCCCGAUCAGCCAGCCGUCUGGCUACCGGCACGCGGUUUGCAGCUGCACAUGUAUAGACGCAGCAGUAACCGUUCUUGGUGGCUGCGGUGUAUUCAGGUUAGCGUCGACGGUGUGGGGAACGCUGAGUAUCUCAUCGGGGAAGACGCACGCUCUUAUGUACAGCAGCGUUUCUGCUACCGCGGAUUUGGACGUCGAGGGGGAAACGUGACACAGGACACCUUUCGCAAAACGGUUGUGCAGCUGGAGUCACGGGUGGCCGAGACGUUGCAGAAAUGCCUGAGCUGCCCUAAUUUUCAUGUUGACUGGUUGGAAGAUACGCGCACCCUGCUUACUACUAUAGCGGACGACUGCAUGGAACUGCUGAGCCGUGGCCCACUAAAGAGGAGGGCACAGCAACGAAUCGAGCGGCUCACCGGCGCUGACGCCUUCGAAAGGUUAUUCUGGGUCAAACGUAUUAUCUUGUCGCGUCUGGUUCCGCAGCACAAUCAGUUCCACCAGAAACUGUACUGCAUCUCGACAAUACUGAUUACCCAGAUCCAACGACGUCGAACAGCGGGAGCAUUCCCGUCGACAUACUGGCAGACGUCCUAUCGUAUCUCGACAUCUACGACCGUACGCUGUUGCAAAGAGUUUCUGAAAACUGGAAAGCGGUCAUGCAUUCCACAGGCGUUCAUUGUGACACAAUUAUACCGCAUCGUUCUUAUCGAUGUGACCCUCAAAACGCCCACGACCUAGCCUAUCGCCUUCAAAUGUCCGUGACCAGAAACACCACCGUCGUUUAUGUGACUGGACAUUGGUGGGACUUCCUAGAGACGGUCUCGAUCGUCCUUUUCUACAUGUCCGUCAAACUGGAGUGGCUGGUGAUCGCUGACAACGAAUCUGCCGGCACAAAAAAACUAUUUACAACCGAUUCCUCGUCUCCAACCGAACCGCUGCAGCUUAUUUGCUGCUAUAUUUCCCUAAAACGAUGUGGCUACCACUUCUGGCCGGGCUUAGUGGAGAGUUUUGACUUCACAUAUUCGUUCAGCACUGCAUCGUCCCACGAUGUGCAACUAGCAUUUUUUAAUCACCUGAAUGAAGUGGCCAAUCCAAUACGAAAAUCGAAAUUCACUGAGAUACAGUCGUGCAUCGACAUUCUGUCUAAACAGUCACGAUUUUGGAGAAGAGCAAACUGGAAAAGCUUUCGUGCAUGUUUUACCCGAUGGAGAGUGCCGCCGCCAGAACAUCUGAAGGGUCUGACAAUAGCUGCGUUGGCCAGCAUGCCCCGGAAGAACUUGGUCUUUCACAGCUUAGCGCUGUGGGCAGCGCAUAUCGGUGAUCAGCUGCGAAGUUAGAGCCAAUGUCGAUAUACCCGAGAAUAUUGUGUGGUCUAAAUGCCGGCGGAAUUUCUGUAGCCUGUGAAUUUCAAGCAUAAUGCUCACAAAAUUUUCUCAAAACAGUUCCUGCUAGUGAACGACACGCUGGCUGGAGGCCAUGCUGCACUACCGACAGGACGACCGCAUCAUCUUGCCCGGGCUGGCGCCGAGUGCUGCCGUGACCAAUAGCAUGGUUAGCCGGCCGCGUCUCAAUGAGGACACGAUGGUCCACUGCAGUGCGCCUGCCGGGGUCGGCUGGCGCGGUGUGGCGUGGCUGCACUAGAACUGCCCGUCUUCGAUGUCGGACAGCCGCAAGCGCUGCUGGAGGAGGAUACCACCGGGCAGCAGUACAGUUUCAGCCGCGUCAACCACGCCCUCUCCCAAUCACGUGAUGUGGGCAGCAUGGACGCAUCGUCUAGGGCCCCUGGGAAGCGCCGUAUGGGCUUCCCGGACCCGCCGCGGAAGAACUGCAGGAAGUCCGAUCAUACGCCGACCCCGGGCGCGACAACAGUCCUGGACCGGCGGCCUACGCGACACUGCUCGUGCAGCCGGUCACCCUGGACGACCACGGUUACAUCCACUGCCUCUUCCGGCCGCACCAGGACGUUCACGAGUGGAUCGUUCAGACGAUGAGGCUGCUGGUUUUCCCCAAGAACAACUCGCAAUAGCCCGUAGCACUGGCAGUAUGUGUGUAUAGUUGUAGAAUAUUCGGCAAAAUGUUCUCGUGUUAACAAUCAGCUGACACUUUACGUUAGCUUACUUACUGACGUUACAGUAACAGUAAUAAAUCCACUGUCGGUUUCGUUCAUG